This is a messenger RNA of Ornithodoros turicata, 1986 nucleotides long. RefSeq names its product signal peptide peptidase-like 2A. NCBI's taxonomy places the organism in Eukaryota, Metazoa, Arthropoda, Arachnida, Ixodida, Argasidae. Bases 93 to 1904 code for a protein of 603 amino acids. Gene Ontology annotation, biological process: membrane protein proteolysis. Gene Ontology annotation, cellular component: cytoplasmic side of endoplasmic reticulum membrane; lumenal side of endoplasmic reticulum membrane; lysosomal membrane. Gene Ontology annotation, molecular function: aspartic endopeptidase activity, intramembrane cleaving. The transcript has 14 exons. The record is from RefSeq and is a predicted model, not a curated record.
CGAAGAAGAAAACCGAAUUCUGUUCCGGUGGACUCGGGAUACGUUAGACAGUGCGUGUACGUGAACCAGUUGCCCUGCAAUCUCCUGGAAGGAUGUCUCGAUGUAUGGACUUUGCCUUUGGCCACGUCAGGCUGUGGUUGGUUGUUGUUGCCUUUCAUAUGUGCCAGGCAGAGGUCCAAUUUGCUACUUUGAAAUACACCAGCCACGGAAAUCAAACCGAGGUCUGCGCUCGCUACUACCCGGAUUUCAAAGAGCUACCUGUGUAUCCAAAUAGCCUGAAAGAUGUAUCGCUCACGGACCUCACAGCUCAGAGCCCUUGCAAUUACAUCAGGGGUAUCAACCUAACCGGCAAAUUCGCCCUCGUGUACCUCCACGAGAACUGCAGCUGCAACGAAGUCGUGCAGAGCUUCGAGAACGCAAAGCCGCUGGGUGUUUUGAUAUCAGUAAAAAACAUCAGCAAGCGCUUGCUGAACGAGUGUCGUACGAAGACGGCCAAGGGGAACAUGGUUGUGCUUGUCGCGGCAAAAAAGUUCAUUGACACGAUGCCACGUACGAAUGAAAUGACUGGUCUGGAGAUCUACACGUGGCCCAGGACCUUGGAUCCUGCCUUAGCCAUCAUCGGUUCCAUAGCUGUCGCCGCAGUGGCCUUGGGUGCCUACCUAUCAGGAGGAAAGAAAUAUGAAAUUUACCUUCGGGACUUGGCCAAAGAGAUCCAUCGGAGGAAAACACGGGUAAUCGUAGAGAGGAAACCCCCUACAGUGCGUGACGUAAUGAAGGAGUACGACAGAAAGAUGGACAUAAAAGUUGGGGAUGUUGUCACCUUCGUAGCCAUUAUGGCCGCCAUGCUCAUGACUCUGUAUUUUCUCGUCGAUUAUAUCAGUUACCUUAUCGUUCCGACCUUUGCUAUGGCGACAACUGCGGCGGUCGUCGCCGUUCUGGAGCCCGUCGUCUACAGGAUUCCCAUCGGAACAUCUAAGCUUCCGCAAGAACUGUGCUGGUGUCUGUUCGAGGAAUUGGAGGUGCGCCAAGCAUUUCUUUUAGGUGGCGCGCUGGCGCUUUCAAUUUCCUGGAUCAUCUUCCGCCACGAUAAGAUUUCGUGGAUCCUGCAGAACAUACUAGGUUUCUGCUUCUGUGUCAGCGCUAUGAAGGCGCUGCGCAUGCCUAACCUCAAGGUUAUUGCAGUCUUUCUUGUCAUGCUGUUGUUCUACGAUGCAUUCUUCGUCUUUCUUACACCAUAUUUAACCAAGGAUGGAGAGAGCGUCAUGGUUAAGGUGGCAAAAGGCACUGAGGACCGCGAGAAGCUGCCAGCCACGAUGAGAGUUCCCGUUUUGGGCAACCAGCCCAUCGCCAUAUGCAUGAACCCAGAAACGAUGCUCGGAUAUGGAGACAUCCUCGUGCCUGGUCUUCUAGUUUCCUACUGCAGGGGGUUCGAUCUCAUUAACACGCAAGAGUCCUACUACUAUAUAUGUGCAGUUACAUUUUAUGCAAUCGGACUAGGGGUGACAUUCGUCGCCCUUAUAUUGAUGGAGAUCGCUCAGCCGGCUCUCAUUUACCUGGUUCCCGCCACGUUGGGAUCAACGGUCAUCCUCGCCACUUUCCGGGGUCAUCUGAGUGAAAUGUGGCAUGGCACGCCGCCCCCGAUCCCGGAAAACCUCGACGUUGGCCCACUACCAAAGCUGCCGCCGGAGGAGCUAGGGACACCUCCGCGUUCACGUCGGUCGCGCAGCCGCCGCUCCUCUUCUGCAGAUAGCAAUGCGCGGUCACGAAGUCGAAGUCCAUCCAGAAACGGAACCCCAAAUGGAAGUCGAAGUCCGUCUCCAAGUCAAAGUCCAUCUUACGCAGCAGGACCGUAUGCGCGUACACCUGAUAGGACCCCAUCCGCUAGCACUCCUGGCCACGUAUAGGACUAACUGUGGUCCCCGCAGAUAGACAUUUCGAAAAUCUUCUUGCAAUUUAGUAAAAUAAACGCACGUUACUGUAAGCGUA